Rotaria sp. Silwood1 is the source of this 483-nucleotide messenger RNA. The record is from the annotation of a GenBank genome assembly. Lineage: Eukaryota; Metazoa; Rotifera; Eurotatoria; Philodinida; Philodinidae.
AUGAAUAUCAAUCAGAAAUCACAAAAGAAUACUUCUGCCACUCAUACUAAUUCAUUCAAACAUCACAAUGUUCUCCUUCUGUCGACAGUGAAGUCAAAUGAAAAUUUUUCUGAUAAACCAUAUAAAGCUUUAAACACAUUACAUAGUGCUCAAAUCGGUGUUCGUUUACCAAAUAAAAUAUUUAUUCAUGCUGUUGACCAAUUUCUUAAACACUUAGGAAAUGAAACAAAUAAAGAUUAUGCAUAUGGUAAUGAUUCAUCAAAAGAUACAAUCAAUAAUAAUGAUAAGAUUUUGAUUGAACUUUUAUCAACAACUAAAGAAACUUCUCUUGAACGAACAGUAGAAGAUAUUUUCAUUUGUUUUCCGGGAAUAUCACGUACUGGUAAAACUCUUGAACAAAUUGAUUAUACAUAUGGACGAUAUAUAUCAAUAUCACGUAAUGGUAUUGUAUCACAUUGGUCAUUAUCAUUAAAACUUAUAUGA